Messenger RNA from Cryptotermes secundus, 1695 nucleotides. Its product is annotated as transcription factor Sp7. Gene Ontology annotation, cellular component: nucleus. Bases 419 to 1036 code for a protein of 205 amino acids. NCBI's taxonomy places the organism in Eukaryota, Metazoa, Arthropoda, Insecta, Blattodea, Kalotermitidae. Gene Ontology annotation, molecular function: RNA polymerase II cis-regulatory region sequence-specific DNA binding; DNA-binding transcription factor activity, RNA polymerase II-specific. The record is from RefSeq and is a predicted model, not a curated record. Gene Ontology annotation, biological process: regulation of transcription by RNA polymerase II. The transcript is spliced from 3 exons.
ACGUGAUGUAGGAACAAUAGGUUCAAUUGUUAUAAGCAUAGAAAUAUUAUUCAUAUUAUGAGCAUCGUUCAAAUCAUGGAAAUGAAACUUUAUUUAUCACAUUAAUAUUAUUUAUUACAUUUGGGUAUUGAGAGUGUUUGGGGUGUGAGAAAUAUUGUUUAACUCUUCAUUGAAGUCAUGUAAUUUAUGUAAAUUUACUAAAUGGUUUCUGAUUACGUCUUAGCAUAGAGAGAAAAAUGGAGUGAUGUUUCGGAACAGAAUAUUGUACCACUCAGUAGAGGUUAUCAGAGAUAACUUAAAUCAGAAACUGAGAUGAAGGGGUACGUGGCAGACGUGGGGAAAAUUUAGACGAAUUAUGCGACUGAGAUAAUAAUUGCUGAGUACAUUACACAAGUACACGAACAUUGCUUACAAACGCAUGAAUAACCUUAGCACAAAUAUUCAUACAUUUACUCUUUGUCUCCAGGAAAACCUGUGCAAGAAGCCGGGCUGCGGAAAAAUAUUCACAAAUAGAAAAUAUCUGAUGAACCAUAUGCGCCGGCGCGAUGGACUGAAGCUGAGUGAAUGUAAUUUGCCACAAUGUAAGAUCGGAUUCAAACACCUACACUUUCUGAAGGAGAUGAGUUUGGACUUCAAGUGCCAAGAUCCGGGGUGUAGGCAAGUGUUCAAGAUGCCUUCCCAGCUGAGAGCGCACAUCCGCUGGCACAAGAGACAUGAGGCUCACGUGUGCAGCUGGCCUGGCUGUAAGUUGCGGUUCACGACAAAUGGAAUCCUGGAGAAGCACAUGAAGACACACAACAGAGAGAAGCCAUUUAGGUAUCAUAUUUGUGACAAGGACUUCAGUUCAUCAAAAAGUCUCGGCACACACAUGAAGAUGCAUGGUCGAAAGGCAUGUUUGGCAGGAGAAAUGACGUUAAGGGUCGUUGUAAUUAUAGGUUGUCCUGUCUGGCGAAGCUCUUCUUACAGACUUCGCAUUCAAAUGGUUUUUCUCCGCUGUGAAGUUUUUGAUGCAUGUUCAAGUUACCCCGUUUCAUGAAACUCAUCUGGCAAUCUUCAUACUCGGAAACAAAUGCACCUUCCUUAUUGUGCCACCUCUUGUGAGCAUUCACUUCUGAUGGCUUUCUGAUGGAUCUCCCGCAGCCCUGUACGUCGCACUCGAAGGCGGGAUCUCUCUGCAGAAAUUAGGCAAAUUUGUUCAUAUUAGAAAUUAAGGUAAUCAUGUGUCAUACCACAAAAAUAUGUUUCCUCGAAGCUUGUACCAAUUAAUAAAUAAAUUUUGCGUUUGUAUUUUGAUGACAUACAUAUUACGUUUAACUGUAUACUCAGUGUUGUUUCCACUCUUAGGAAUAAUGUUUCAUGUUGUAACCGUUCCGCUGCCAUGCUGCCUAUUUAAAUAUGAUUAAUGCUAUUAAUUUGAAAUUUAAUUGUUUGAAUGUAAGGACAGGAACAAGUGUAGUGAGACUUAGGUCCAUUCUUGUAUUUAAAAGUUAGCCUCUUCCCACGCUUACAGUAGAAACAGGGAGAUAACCGUUGUGGGUUUCUUAUGGAAAAGUUACGUAAAGAAAAGCUAAAGAAAUCUUUUGUGAAUUCUUUACUUGACAUUUUCUACAAGCCAUUAUUUUAACGGAGUGAUGGGUUUAUGACACAAGCCACGCUGCACAUUCGUCAUUUUUUUGACAGGAGUUCGUUAAGACA